Molecule: messenger RNA, 1659 nt
Organism: Corapipo altera (White-ruffed manakin)
Lineage: Eukaryota; Metazoa; Chordata; Aves; Passeriformes; Pipridae
Gene: HAO1
Product: hydroxyacid oxidase 1
Exons: 8
Coding region: 104-1216 (370 amino acids)
Molecular function (GO): oxidoreductase activity; FMN binding
Source: RefSeq, a predicted model, not a curated record
AAUUGAAUCCUGAUGAGGUCCCGUAUUAAUGAUUUACAGACAAAAACCUAGAGCUUAAAAGAGAGGGAAGUGGCAAUAAACUGACCCCGUGGGAUCUGCAGCCAUGUCUGGAAAGCCAGUGUGCAUUGGUGAUUUUGAGGAGUAUGCUAAAACCUUCCUCCCCAAAUCCGUGUACGAUUAUUACCGGUCCGGGGCGGAUGACCAGGAAACACUGGCAGAAAAUGUGGCAGCAUUUUCCAGGUGGAAGCUGUACCCGCGGGUGCUGAGGGAUGUGUCGGAGAUGGACAUGUCCACCUCGGUGCUGGGGCAGCGGGUCUCGGUGCCCGUGUGCGUGGCCGCCACCGCGAUGCAGCGCAUGGCUCACCCCGACGGGGAGACGGCCACUGCCAGAGCGUGCCGGGCCGUGGGGACAGGGAUGAUGCUGAGCUCCUGGGCCACCUCUUCCAUCGAGGAGGUGGCCGCAGCAGCCCCGGGGGGCCUCCUGUGGCUGCAGCUGUACGUGUACAAGGAGCGGGAGGUGGCGGAGUCCCUGGUGAGGCGGGCGGAGCGGGCCGGCUACAGCGGCAUCUUCGUGACGGCCGACACGCCCUACCUGGGCCGGCGCCUCGCCGACGUGCGCAACAAGUUCCAGCUCCCUCCAAACCUCAGAUUAAAAAACUUUCCCAGCAGUGACCAGGCGUUUUCCUCGGGGAGAGACUUUGGAGAGAACAGCGGGCUGGCCGUGUACGUGGCUGAGACCAUUGAUCCAGGUCUCAGCUGGGAGGACAUCAAGUGGCUUCGGGGGCUCACCUCGCUGCCCAUCGUGGUGAAAGGCAUCCUCAGGGCUGAUGAUGCUAAAGAAGCUCUCAAGAUUGGGGUAAAUGGUAUCCUGGUGUCAAAUCACGGAGCACGACAGCUCGAUGGGGUCCCUGCAACUAUUGAUGUGCUGCCUGAGAUCGUUGAGGCCGUGCAGGGGAAGGUGGAGGUGUUCCUGGACGGCGGGGUGAGGAAAGGCACCGAUGUCCUCAAGGCUCUUGCUCUCGGUGCCAGAGCUGUGUUCAUUGGAAGACCUCUGCUCUGGGGGCUGGCUUAUCAAGGUGAAGAAGGAGCAAAAGAAGUUCUCCAGAUGCUGAAGGAGGAGUUUCGCCUGGCAAUGGCACUGACAGGAUGCCGGAGGGUAGAAGAAAUCAGCAGGACACUGAUCCGAAGACAUCAAGUGUUGUCUUCCAAGAUUUAGGUCUGAAGACUUUGCCUCGUGUGUUGCCUGUUUUGCUUCCAGACAAAACCCAACUGUGUUUGCUCUGUGGGCCUCACCCUGCAACCCUGACUGAGAAGGCACAGCCCGUAAGACGUCACUUCCUGAAGAAAAUACUCAAUGCAAAUUUUACAGGUGUUUCCAAAUGUUUUAGGCUCUUGAGGAAAGCUGCUGUACUGGGAGGUGUGAUUAGAGAUGGGUCUUGGUACAAGAUCGGCACAAGAAACUUCAAGGGGUUUUGCAACCAAUGCUGAUAUUAAUUUCUAUGCCUGGGAGUAACUCAGCUGCUAAAAUGAAACUGUAAACAGGAAUGUUUUGACAGCAAGCAGAAAUGCUGAAAUUUAAAAUGCAAAAGAUACUUCUUGCUCACUGUUUAGAGAAACUAGACUGGAGAUUGCAGAGAUUAAAUCUUGCUUUCUUAUGAA